CUAACCUCACUUCUAUCUAUCACAAUUUUAGUUUGUUUUUAUUUUUAUUUAGUUGAUUUUGUAAGGCUUAACUUUUUACUAAUUUUUAGGAAUAUUUCUGGAAAAAAUACCUUAAAUUUUGAUUUAUUGAUUGAGGAGGAAAUAGGUAUCCUUUUUUAAGCAUGAAAUCUUAAGAAAAACCUGCAAUUUGUUUAGCAAAAUAAGGAAAUACAUCCAUGUGUUUAUGAGAUCUGCAGUUUAGAAAUCAUGGUUUUUCUUAAUAACUUAUCCAGACACUCUGAAUGGCGUAAACUUGCGAAAAAAUUGAGAAGGAAACGUAUUCGUCAAGCGAAGGCCCUAGAACGAGACCAAAGAUUAUUAGUCGAACGACAAAGGAUUGAAAAACUACCUCAGUAUAAAUCAUGGCUGCAAGAACAAGAGAGGCUAGAACAAGAAAAGGAGAAGGAAGCCGAGGUGCAAAGAGCUCAAAGAGAAAAACAAUGGCAAUUAGUGGAGAUAGAAGCACAAAAGCAAUGGCAGGAAUUGCAGAAGAAAAUUGCCUUGGCGCGGGAAGAAAAAAUGAAACAAAAUAUGAAGAUCAAACUUGAGUGGGAAAAGGAACAACAGCGGUUGAAGAAAAUCAAAGAGGCCAAGGAAAAAGAGCUAGAAGAAAAACGAAUCCAUCAAGAAAACCGGGAAAAAGUGCUCUUAGAUUUUCUUGAACAAGGGGGGAACACUCCUGAACAUCUCAACACCAAAAUGGAAUCUAACCCUGGCAAACCAGAGUGUCCGUUUUUCCAAAAAGUAUCUGCUUGUCGAUUUUUUGAUGCUUGCUCCAGAAACCAUAUCAGGCCGGGAGUUAGUAAAGCCCUUUUGAUAACAAACUUUUUCACUGACAUAAGUUUGAGAAUAAAAGAAAAUGAGCAUGGCAGCGAUUCAGGUCUAGAAUUUGAAAAAGAAGACACAUAUACAAAUUACAAAGAGUUUUUCUUUGAUGUAGUUAUGGAGAUGGAGAAAUGUGGCAAAAUUAAAAACUUUUUCACUUGUUGCAAUCAUGAAGCACACUUGAGAGGCAACGUCUACAUCCAAUUUAAAACUACCAGGGACGCUUUACUCAGUUACCAUAAAUUUAAUGGUAGAUGGUACGCUGGGAGACAGUUGAACGUUGAAUUUUGUACCAUCGAAAAUUGGAAUAGUGCUAUAUGUGGUUUAUUCUUUCGAAAUAAGUGUCCAAAGGGUAAUUCAUGUAAUUUUUUGCAUAUAUUUGAUAAUCCCAAUGGAUUGUAUAUGCACGUUGAGCCAAAAAGUAGCCAGCGUAGAGGGAGAAAUGGGGAAAAGUCUACUAGUAGAAGAAAACAUGAUGUGGAAGAUAGCUGGGAUCAAGAACCUUCUGAAAAGCGUAACUGGAGAUGGUCUGAAUCACCAGAAAGAAUACCAAAACACCUCGAAAGCAAUGAAGAUUGUCCCCAUACAAAAAGAAGGAAGUCUGAGUAUAAGUCAAACUCUGAAUUAUCUUCGAGAAGAUCUAAUAGGCACAGGAGUAGAUCAGGCUCAAGGAAAAAUAGAUCUACCAGGAAACGAAGGAGUAAAUCGAGAAGUUCCAGCAGUACAGGUCAUAGAAAAUCUAGGAGUUUGAAGCAAAAAAGAGGACAACUACAAGAAAUUAAACUACAACCCAGUGACAAUGUAGGAAGACCAAGAAACCCAAAAUGCAAUCACUGGGACUGUUUCAACAUUUACCGGUGUGGUCACACAGGACAUGAUAGAAUAGCAGUUUAUGUUUAUCCAUUGGAGAAAUAUUUAGAUGAAAAUGGCAAGACAGCAUUUGAAGGAGUAUCAAAGGAAUAUUAUGAUUUAUUAAAGGGGAUUGUGGAUUCAAAAUACUAUACAGCAAAUCCUAAUGAAGCUUGUGUGUUUAUUCCAUUUUUGGAUACUUUGAAUGAAGAAAGGAUUGAUGUUAAUUUGAGUUCGAGGAUUUUGAAUCAAUUACCACAAUGGUCGAACGGAGAAAAUCACAUCAUCUUCAAUAUGAUAUCUGGCCAGGCACCUGAUUUUUCAACAGUUCCAGAUUUACAAAUAGAAAGCGCCAUGAUUGCUGGUGCGAGCUUUGAUACUUAUACAUUUAGGCAGAAAUUUGAUAUAUCCAUUCCAGUUUUUAGCCCGGUAGCUAAAUUUGCUGAAGUUAAAAGUAUCCAUCAUUCGAGGACUUGGAAAAUCAUCUCAUCUCAGCUAAACAUUGAUCCUUACUACUUGGAAGAAUUACAACAUUUAAACAAACUGCACCAAGAUCAAAUAUUAAUUUUAAACCAUUGCCAUCAUAAGAAAUACACAAAACGGUGCGAAGUUAAUAAUUUGGAAAAUGUGUAUCACUAUCCUCAAGUUUUGAAAGAAUCCACGUUUUGCCUAAUUUUCCGCGGACAUAGAAUGGGUCAGUUUAUUCUACUAGAAGCCAUGGCUGCUAAUUGUAUACCUGUGAUAGUUAUGGACGGACAUGUUAUGCCAUUUCAUGAUGUGAUUGAUUGGAGACGUGUUGCCAUAUUUAUAAUGGAAAGUCAUUUAAAUACGCUCUUGGACGUUAUAAAUGAUAUUUCGGAGAAAAAAAUAGUUCAAAUGAGAAAAUCUGUGAUGUUUAUUUACAAUACAUAUUUUUCUUCAAUGGAGAAAAUUGCCAUAAGCACUUUAGAUAUAAUACAAGAUAGGGUUUAUCCUCAUCAAGCUAGAAUAUAUGAUGAAUUGAACCUACUUCCUUCCGAGGUAAAUUUAAAUCCAUUAUAUUUUCCAACAACUGCCCCUAGAUCAAUAGGGUUUACAGCUGUAAUUUUGACUUACGACAGAGUUCAGAGUCUUUAUACUCUUAUAGAACGUUUAGCCAAAGUGCCAAGUUUAAUGAAAAUCGUUGUGGUUUGGAAUAAUCAGAAUAAAAAUCCACCAUCCAUAUCACAAUUUCCUAAAAUAUCAAAAGUCAUCAACGUAAUAAAAACCAAAGCCAACAAAUUAUCAAAUCGAUUUUACCCUUAUAAAGAAAUAGAGACUGAAGCAGUUUUGCAUAUUGACGAUGAUAUAGUGAUGUUAACAGCUGAUGAAGUGGAGUUUGCUUUUGAAGUAUGGAGAGAGUUUCCAGACCGAAUUGUUGGGUUCCCAUCAAGAACCCACCUAUGGGACAAUGUCACGAAUUCGUGGAAAUACGAAUCAGAAUGGUUGAAUGAAAUUUCCAUGGUUCUUACUGGGGCGGCGUUUUUGCACAAAUACUGGAGCUAUUUGUACACAAAUAACUUGCCAUCCAAUAUAAAGGACUGGGUAGAUGAUAAUAUGAAUUGUGAGGAUAUAGCUAUGAAUUUUUUAGUUGCUAAUGUUACUAAUAAGCCACCGAUGAAGGUGACUCCAAGAAAAAAAUUCAAAUGUCCUGAAUGUACAAAUAACGAGAUGUUGUCAGCGGACAUAGGUCACAUGGUGGCCAGGUCCCAAUGUGUGGAUAGAUUCGCUAAAAUAUUUGGUCGGAUGCCGUUGAAGUCGGUAGAAUUUCGUGCAGAUCCUGUACUUUUCAAGGACGCGUUCCCUGAAAAAUUGAAACGUUUCAAUAAUAUAGGUAGUCUGUAACUGUUUCUAAUGUGAUUUAUUUGUGACAUAGCAUUUUUUAUAACUUUGCCAUUCACUUAAUUAGGUACUUGUUCAGCUAUAAAUGAGCAGCUAGAAUAGGUGUAGGUAUAUUUAGUGUGGGUUUUCAAGAAAUUUGGAACCACCAAACGAGGGUUUUUUAAGCCUGAAUCAUGAUCAUUGUGGUACAAUAAUUUAUACCUUGGCAUUUUAUUUGUUUUGACCUUAGCAAUAAAUUAAGUAAAACAAUUAGCUAUUUACGUUUAUGCCUAAAUAUUGUGUUCAAUCAUUUACAUUUUGUUUAAAAUAAAAUCCAUAAAAAUCAUAGUU
Molecule: messenger RNA, 3903 nt
Organism: Ceutorhynchus assimilis (cabbage seed weevil)
Lineage: Eukaryota; Metazoa; Arthropoda; Insecta; Coleoptera; Curculionidae
Source: the annotation of a GenBank genome assembly